ACCAAAACAUAUUUAAGCUAAACUUAGAGCAUCAUAGAGUAAUUUCCCAAAAGAAACAAAAUUCACACACAUUGAAAAGCUAGGUUUUAGUUGUAUCACCUCCCUUUCAGCCGACUCUAAAACCCUAAAUUUCAUUCUUAGUAGCUGAACCAGUAAUGGCGAAGAAGAAAGAGAAGUCGGUAAACGUAUCCGGAAAGCCAAAGCAUUCAUUGGACACUAAUAGAGAUGUUAGCGCAGCCAAAAAUGGCCGUAGUGCAGCCACUGUGCGGCGGCUUAAGAUGUAUAAUACAAGGCCAAAGCGGAAUCCUCAGGGACAUAUAAUUAAGCAUGAUUUACAAUCGAAGGAAUUGCCGUCAACAAGGAUACAACCAGAUCGCCGUUGGUUCGGUAAUACUCGGGUGGUCAACCAGAAGGAACUGGAGUUCUUUAGAGAAGAGCUCCAAACCCGGCUUUCCAGCAACUACAAUGUUAUAUUGAAAGAAAGGAAGUUGCCCAUGUCCCUUUUAAAUGAUCAUCAGAAGCAAGUAAAAGUUCAUCUUCUUGACAAUGAGCCUUACGCUGAUGCUUUUGGACCAAAGACAAAGAGGAAACGCCCCAAACUUAUGGCAUUAGAUUAUGAAGCCUUAGCUAAGAAGGCUGAUAUGUCUCAAGAUAACUUCGAAGACAAACAUGGUGCUAGCACCUCCAUGGAUGAAAAUGAAGAUGGGUUCAGAGAUCUUGUUAGGCACACAAUGUUUGAGAAAGGACAAAGUAAACGAAUUUGGGGCGAACUUUACAAAGUCAUAGACUCUUCUGAUGUUGUUGUUCAGGUUCUUGAUGCCAGAGAUCCCUGUGGUACAAGGUGCUACCAUUUGGAGAAGCAUUUGAGGGAAAAUUGCAAGCAUAAACAUAUGGUCCUUUUGCUGAAUAAGUGUGAUUUGGUCCCUGCUUGGGCAACAAAGGGAUGGCUUAGAGUGCUAUCCAAGGAAUAUCCAACUCUGGCAUUUCAUGCAAGUGUCACCAAGUCCUUUGGAAAGGGUUCUCUUUUGUCAGUACUGAGACAGUUUUCUCGACUAAAGAGCGACAAGCAAGCAAUCUCUGUUGGUUUUGUAGGCUAUCCCAAUGUUGGCAAGUCAUCAGUUAUUAAUACACUGCGCACAAAGAAUGUGUGCAAGGUGGCUCCUAUCCCAGGAGAGACUAAAGUGUGGCAGUACAUUACACUUACAAAGAGGAUCUUCUUGAUUGACUGUCCCGGUGUAGUUUAUCAGAAUCAGGAUUCCGAAACAGAUAUAGUCUUGAAAGGCGUGGUACGGGUGACAAACCUGCAUGAUGCUUCUGAACACAUUGGCGAAGUGUUGAAUCGCGUUAAGAAGGAACAUCUUCAAAGAGCUUAUAAGAUAAAGGAUUGGGUUGACGACAAUGACUUUCUUCAACAGCUAUGCAAGUCAACAGGCAAACUUCUGAAGGGAGGCGAACCUGACUAUAAGACUGCUGCGAAGAUGAUACUCCAUGAUUGGCAAAGAGGCAAAAUUCCAUUCUUUGUUCCACCUCCAAAGCUGGAUGACGAUGCCUCUGAUGAGCAAAAUGUACUCGUCUCUGAGGCUGACCCAACCGUGGAUGAAGAUCAGGCCAUGGCUGCUAAAAAAGCUAUUGCUGACGUCGUUUCAUCACAGCAACUGAAAGAAGUUCCUGUUCAGGAAGAUCUAUUCAGCAAGACUGAAUUGUUGGGUGAAAAUUGAUAAGGGCGGGUUCAUCUUAUUGGCUUGUAAUUGUUCUAGCACCGUGAAAGGCAACAGCCACUCCACAGUUUUGAAGAUAUACCCCAACUUACUUGAGAUUGAAGCUUGUUCCUUGUCUAGGUGAGCAACACAAUAUUUAGCCAACUUAGCUAUUCUUGUCGUCAAGUUUUCAUAUGCUGUCAUGCCUUUCUAAGUUAUUGCAACUUAUAUCAAUGUGUUCUCUUGGUUAGUUGUAGGACUCGUAUAUUUAUCUUUCUGGGUCAGUCCCAUGACUAACUUUAAGGUACGCUUUACCAGUCCCCUCCAUUGUUAAUUUGGCAGGCAUUUGGAGGUUGAAGUUGUGUUUGGACUUUCAUUUGAAAAAUGUAGAGGCUGGCGUUCACUUAUUCAGUUUUACCAACUCGAAUAAAUUAAAGCGAAAAUCUACGUUGGUUA
Messenger RNA from Capsicum annuum, 2153 nucleotides. Its product is annotated as nuclear/nucleolar GTPase 2. The transcript has 11 exons. Gene Ontology annotation, cellular component: nucleolus. NCBI's taxonomy places the organism in Eukaryota, Viridiplantae, Streptophyta, Magnoliopsida, Solanales, Solanaceae. The coding region runs from base 156 to 1718 and encodes 520 amino acids. Gene Ontology annotation, molecular function: GTP binding. The record is from RefSeq and is a predicted model, not a curated record.